Molecule: messenger RNA, 2103 nt
Organism: Penicillium longicatenatum
Lineage: Eukaryota; Fungi; Ascomycota; Eurotiomycetes; Eurotiales; Aspergillaceae
Product: nitrogen assimilation transcription factor NirA
Exons: 3
Coding region: 1-2103 (700 amino acids)
Biological process (GO): DNA-templated transcription; regulation of DNA-templated transcription
Molecular function (GO): DNA-binding transcription factor activity, RNA polymerase II-specific; zinc ion binding; DNA binding
Source: RefSeq, a predicted model, not a curated record
AUGAGCCCAACCCAUCGCUCGUCGCCUAAUGGUCCUCAGCCCAGACCCAAUCGUGCAUGUCAAUUCUGCCGCGCCAGGAAAAUCAGAUGCGACACGGUCAAGCCCAGCUGUGGCUCAUGUCAGGCCCAUGGCCGUCGCUGUAUCUAUGUCAUUGAACCGCCCAAGCAAAGACCUUCACGUGCUCUGAUUAACGAGGCCAACCGACAAAAGAGCGCGUUGGAGAAUGUUCUUUUGGCCCUCAAGGAUGCGGAUCCCAAAGAGCGCGACGGGAUUCUGAACUCGGUAGCCAUUAAGAACGGAUCUCUCGAUCUGGCCAAUGUUCAAAAUCCAGAGCGAUGGCAACCCGCCACCUCUGCAACCGUUGCAAGUGAUGAGCCUCUUGACUCAAGCUCAGACGAUGACGAUUAUGACCCAACACCCUUUUUGUCGCGGGACGAGUGUGGUGCCUUGGGUGCCUUUGGGCCAUCGUCCACAUUUCAUGUCGGCAGCCCCAUCAGUCAAACUGAAUCAUCAGACUCAAAGAACAAGUCGGAGAUUGAUCGACAUCGAUUGAUUGCAAACGCCGCGUUGCAACGCCAAAAAGAAUAUGAUUUGCUCCGUCAGCCUUCAAUAGCGGGUUUGCCGUCGGAUUUAGCAACGCACCUACUUGACCUUCAUUGGAAUCGUCAACAUCACACGUUUUUGCUGACAUACCGCCCAGCUUUCAUGAGAGACCUCGUCCAGGGGGGACCCUACUGUUCGGACUUCCUAGUAAACGCGGUAUUUGCAUGCUCAAGUAAGUUUUCAGAGCGAUUGGAGGUUCGAUCUGACCCAGCCCGUCCCGAGACGGCAGGGAAGCUUUUCUUUGAUCGAUGUGACCAGCUCCUGGCAGAGCGAUCACUUCUUACUCAUUCAAGCAUUCCUACUGUCGCCGGACUGCUCAUGCUAGGAAGCACCUUUAAUGCCCGCGGACAAAUAUCUAAAGGAUGGCUCUACACUGGAUAUGCCCUGCGCAUGGUCUACGAUCUUGGACUUCAUCUUGACUGUAAACAAGUUGCCGGUAGUGCUGAAGACGUUGAGAUUCGCCGCCGACUGUUUUGGGGAGCUUUCAUCUGCGACAAACUGCAGAGUUUAUACUUUGGCCGCCCUUUUACCCUUCAACUUCGGGACGCUCACGUUUCUCGUGACUUUAUGGAUACUUUUGAGGAGAAUGAAUUGUGGACGCCAUACAUUGACCCGAAAAUUCCAAAUGAUCUAGUAUAUCCUUCAUCCCCGACACGGAUCUAUUCCGUGUCCGUGUUCCAGCAUUUAUGCUCCCUGUCCAAAAUUAUGACCAUUAUCAUCGAUCGAUUUUACGUUGUUGGAGCGACCGGUGAGGUGGCAAGAAAACAUCUUGACAUGAUUGACCAACGUUUAACUACUUGGUAUCGCAAACUUCCCGCUAAUUUGCGCUUCGAGCCCUGGGCAGAGAACGAACAAGACAACCAGCCGGGAGCUGCACCAAACAACAUCAUUCUUCUGACUACAUUCAAUGCCCUGAUUAUCUUGCUGCAUCGACCUUUUAUCAUCACUGGACACCUCCAAUCGACUGAUAGCCCGGCUCAUUCAUGGGAACGAUGUAUUACUGCCGCCCGGAAUAUCACCAGCCUUGCAUUGGCCUAUCGAUCCGCCUAUUCCCUACGUAGGGCCAAUUAUAUGCUUAGUUAUGCUGUCUAUGUUGCCUGCACGAUUCAUGCACGAAACCCUUCAGUUAAAGAGAUAACUCGACGAAGAGACGCCACGUCUCCGUUGACGAUAUGCCUGCGCUGCCUGGAUGAACUAGCCAUACCCAACUGUGGCGUGUCAGCUCCAGCUAAGAUCAUCCGACGAUUGAUGGAGGCAAACAAUAUUCCCCCUGAGCCCGAACCUGACAUCAAUGUUCCCCACACCAUGGAUGUGAAUCUGGAUUUCCAGUCCUUUGCCACUUUCGAGCUACCCGAACUUGCAGAUGACGAGACUCACUACUCGAUUUUCCCAGAGUUUACACAGGACCUGGAUCUAUUGUUUGGGUUUAUGAAUGAACCUGUGGCGUCUCCUUCCACGGUUUUUGCUGAAUAUAAUCAUGCCAGCACCCAGCCGACAUAG